GCACGGCACGUUCUUCUUCAGGCGCGUGACAUCAGCACGGGUGAGGCCGGCUUGAACGAGGGAGAGAAGGUAACGGCUGGAGCGGACAAAAUGGCUGUUAAUGUUUAUUCCACAUCAGUGACAAGUGACAAUCUGAGUCGUCAUGAUAUGCUGGCAUGGAUCAACGAAUCUCUGCAACUCAACCUGACCAAGAUAGAGCAACUCUGUUCAGGAAAUGCGUAUUGUCAGUUCAUGGACAUGUUGUUUCCUGGAUCCGUCACGUUAAAGAAAGUGAAGUUCGGAGCCAAGCUUGAACACGAGUACAUCCAGAAUUAUAAAGUUCUGCAAGCCGGCUUCAAGAAAAUGGGUAUUGACAAAAUAAUUCCAGUUGACAAGUUGGUGAAAGGAAAGUUUCAAGACAACUUUGAAUUUGUACAGUGGUUUAAAAAGCUUUUUGAUGCAAAUUACGACGGGAAAGACUAUGACCCAGUUGCUGCCAGACAAGGACAAGGUCAAGAGUCUGCUCCCGCUCCAGCCCUCCCAACUCCAGUUCUGAACAAACCCAAGAAGCCCAUUGGAUCUACGAACUCAGCUCCACAGAGGGCCGUACCAGCCCAGAGGACCGCAGUCGUCAACAAGCCUGCCCAGGGGAUCACCAGGAAACCUGCAGGUUUGGGCAACGGAGAAGAGGAGUCUGCAGAGCUAGUCCAACAGAUAAAUGUUCUGAAGAUCACUGUGGAAGAUCUAGAAAAAGAAAGAGACUUUUAUUUCGGCAAACUAAGGAAUAUCGAGCUAAUUUGCCAAGAGAACGAGGGGGAGAGUGACCCAGUGCUUCAGAAGAUCAUAGAGAUUCUGUAUGCCACGGAUGAGGGUUUUGUUAUUCCAGAUGAAGGUGCACCAGCGGAGGACCAGGAAGAAUAUUAACGUGGUUCUUUUACCUCUUCCCAUGCAAUCAUAUUUUUUUUUUUUUCGUCCACAUAAUGUGCUUAACCGUAAAACAAAAAAAAUCUCCCUUUUUAUUCUCGGAGGCCCGGGGUUCAGCUCCUCACUUUUCAGAAAGUGUGCUUUGCUAAAGUUUCACUUCUUUUACGGUGGCGAAACCUUGGAGAUGUCCCUUUUUUUGUAGCAAGAAAGUAUUAAACUGCCCUGUUCCCCCCCACUUUUUUUUUUUUUGUAUGAUUCAUUUUUGAGGUUCCCGCGCGGAACGUUCAGUAAGGACUCUUGAAGGUUUCAGUCGCUAGCAGGCAAGAAUGUUUUAAAACUCGAAUUUGCGAAGAGAAAAGUUUACCGGUUGACUUUGUUGUCGGGUUGUGACGUUUGAACAAAAAGGAAAAUUGUUGUUUGGUCUAAUAUGGUUGACAGACAAAAAUGCCUUAAGGAGUUUAUAUGUGCUUUCAUAUCUAAGCUCUCGCAGUGUAAUAUGGCUUAGUAAGUGUAUGUGUCUCAUAGGUAGGUGCUCUCCCCGACGCGAGCUUUGGGGGUUACUCUUGUGGAAAUGUUUUUUUUCUCUUUAACGCUUGCAUGUAGAGUGGUCCCAACGUGCUGCUCAAGGUGUAAGGUGCCGAGGGGGGGAAAGGGUCGCGUCGGCGUGACUGCCUCUACCUCCAUCGCCUUUACCUUCUCGCCUCCGACAAAAAUGGCUUCAGCCCCUCC
Messenger RNA from Nanorana parkeri, 1632 nucleotides. It is a transcript of the gene MAPRE1, whose product is annotated as microtubule associated protein RP/EB family member 1. The coding region runs from base 91 to 903 and encodes 270 amino acids. The transcript has 7 exons. Gene Ontology annotation, biological process: regulation of microtubule polymerization or depolymerization; spindle assembly; protein localization to microtubule plus-end. NCBI's taxonomy places the organism in Eukaryota, Metazoa, Chordata, Amphibia, Anura, Dicroglossidae. The record is from RefSeq and is a predicted model, not a curated record. Gene Ontology annotation, molecular function: microtubule plus-end binding. Gene Ontology annotation, cellular component: cytoplasmic microtubule; spindle midzone; microtubule organizing center.